AUGCUCGCCAAUUGGUGGACCCGUAUCUCAUCCGAAGCCAAUGAUCGUGUCAAAAGGGCGCUGCUUCUGGAUGCUCCACCUGGCAAUAAGGUUGUGCUUUUCGAUUCGCUCCUCCACCCUUACGGUGACAAGAUCCUGAGCCCAUUAUUGGAGCUACCAUUUUGUCGCCCCAGCUUAGUUACCAGCUACGGCAAUGGAUGCCUGGACUAUCUCAAGGCCCUAAAUGUUGGGCUGCCGAUCCCGCCCGCCACGGUUUUGACAAGGGAACUUCUGGAUGUGACAGUUUCAAGUGGGGUCAGCUGA
Messenger RNA from Paracoccidioides brasiliensis Pb18, 303 nucleotides. RefSeq lists its product as uncharacterized. The record is from RefSeq and is a predicted model, not a curated record. The transcript has 2 exons. The coding region runs from base 1 to 303 and encodes 100 amino acids.